GCCAGGCUAGGCUGCGCGCGCGGGGCGGCUGGCUAAACUUCACCAAAUAAUAGCUGGCUGGGCUUUGGCUGCCGCAGGAGCCAUUUUAGAAGUAACAUUCAUCCUCAAGUUGAUGAUAAUGAAAAUACAGAAGAAAGAAAAGCAGCUGUCUCAUUCCCUGAUGUCUGGCGCCUCACUCCCUUGCGAGUACAAGCCUCAGGCCCCCUUCGCCAGCAGCGCCGAUCAGGAGGACCUGUGUCCCCACGUGAACAUUGCAGACUUGGCCAGUCACUACCAGUGCCCAGAGGAGGAGCCUGGCGAGGCUGUACAGAAGAGGACACCAUCCCAGAAUGGCAUGCAGGACAGCGGGGGUGGGGGCACCGGGGUGAAGAAGAAACGGAAGAAAAAGGCCCCAGGGGAGUUGGAAGUGGGGGAGAAAGGAGCUUUGGAGAGAGAGAUGAAACCAAAGAGGAAGAGAGAGCCAAAGGAGCCCAAGAAACCCAGGGAGCCCAAGAAACCCAGGGAGCCCAAGCAGAAGGAGGCAGCCAAGAAACCCAGGAAACCCCGGGAGGCCAAAGCCCCCAAGGAGCCUAAAGAAAAAAAGAGCAGCACUGAGCCGGCCCCCAAGGCAAAGCCCAAGAAGGCCAGCAAGGAGCAAGGACCAACCCCCGUGGAGAAGAAGAAGAAAGGGAAAAGGAAAAACGAGAUCCCAGUGGAGAGUUUGGAAUUGGAUCAAGGCCUCCUUAGCCCGUCUCUGCAGAGCCCUGAGGAGUCUGCUGAGUCGGCCGACAGCCAGAAGCGCCGCUCGGGUCGCCAGGUGAAGCGGAGGAAAUACAAUGAGGACCUGGAUUUCAAAGUGGUGGAUGACGAUGGCGAGACGAUAGCAGUGCUGGGAGCUGGGCGAGCCUCCGCACUCUCCGCGUCCACGCUGGCAUGGCAGGCAGAGGAGCCCCCUGAGGAUGAUGCCAACAUCAUUGAGAAGAUCCUUGCCUCCAGACUGGUGCAGAAGGAGGUUCAUCCAGGCGGCCUGGCCUAUGAGAUGGAGGAAUUCUACGUCAAGUACAGAAACUUCUCCUACCUGCACUGCAAGUGGGCGACGCUGGAAGAGCUGGAGAAAGACCCCAGGAUCUCUCAGAAGAUAAAGCGCUUUCGGAACAAGCAGGCCCAGAUGAAGCAUAUCUUCACAGAGCCUGACGAGGAUUUGUUCAACCCAGACUACGUGGAGGUGGAUCGGAUCCUGGAGGUGGCUCACACGAAGGACUCUGACACCGGGGAGGAGGUGACCCACUACCUGGUCAAAUGGUGCUCGCUGCCGUAUGAGGAGAGCACCUGGGAGCUGGAGGAAGACGUUGACCCUGGAAAAAUCAAAGAGUUCGAGACCUUGCAGAUCCCACCAGAGAUCAAACAUGUGGAGCGCCCCGCUUCUGAGUUCUGGCAGAAACUGGAGAAGUCACGGGACUAUAAGAAUAGCAACCAGCUACGGGAGUACCAGCUGGAGGGGAUGAACUGGCUGCUCUUCAACUGGUACAACAGGAAGAAUUGCAUCCUGGCGGAUGAGAUGGGCCUGGGGAAGACGAUCCAGUCGAUCACCUUCCUUUCUGAGAUCUUCCUGAUGGACAUUCAUGGUCCCUUCCUCAUCAUUGCGCCGCUCUCCACCAUCACCAACUGGGAGCGGGAGUUCCGCACCUGGACGGAGAUGAAUGCUAUCGUGUACCAUGGCAGCCAAAUCAGCAGGCAGAUGAUCCAGCAGUAUGAGAUGGUGUACAGGGACAUGCAGGGUAACCCUCUUCCAGGGAUCUUCAAAUUCCAUGUGGUGAUCACCACCUUCGAGAUGAUCCUCGCCGACUGCCCCGAGCUGAAGAAGAUACAGUGGCGCUGCGUGGUCAUCGACGAGGCCCAUCGGCUGAAGAACAGGAACUGCAAGCUGCUGGAGGGGCUGAAGCUUAUGGCUCUGGAACACAAGGUGCUGCUGACUGGGACACCCCUGCAGAACUCAGUGGAGGAGCUCUUCAGCCUGCUGAACUUCCUGGAGCCCCAGCAGUUCCCCUCAGAGACAGCGUUCCUGGAGGAGUUUGGGGACCUGAAGACAGAGGAGCAGGUGAAGAAGUUACAGUCAAUCCUGAAGCCCAUGAUGCUGCGGCGGUUGAAGGAUGAUGUGGAGAAGAACCUGGCGCCCAAGCAGGAGACCAUCAUCGAGGUGGAGCUGACCAACAUCCAGAAGAAAUACUACCGGGCCAUCCUAGAGAAGAACUUCUCCUUCCUGUCCAAGGGCGCCAACCAGCACAACAUGCCCAACCUCAUCAACACCAUGAUGGAGCUGCGCAAGUGCUGCAACCACCCCUAUCUCAUCAACGGGGCGGAGGAGAAAAUCCUGGAAGAUUUCCGUAAGUCGCACAGCCCAGAGGCGCUGGACUUUCAGCUGCAGGCCAUGAUCCAGGCGGCUGGCAAGCUGGUGCUGAUUGACAAGCUGCUCCCCAAGCUGAUCGCCGGUGGGCACAAGGUGCUGAUCUUCUCCCAGAUGGUGCGCUGCCUGGACAUCCUGGAGGACUAUCUCAUCCAGAGGCGAUACACCUAUGAGCGCAUCGAUGGGCGGGUGCGCGGGAACCUGCGCCAGGCUGCCAUCGAUCGCUUCUGCAAACCGGACUCAGACCGCUUCGUCUUCCUCUUGUGCACCAGGGCGGGAGGCCUGGGCAUUAACCUCACAGCUGCCGACACCUGCAUCAUCUUCGAUUCAGACUGGAACCCACAGAACGACCUCCAGGCACAGGCGCGCUGCCACCGGAUCGGGCAGAGCAAGGCCGUGAAGGUCUAUCGCCUCAUCACCAGGAACUCCUACGAGCGCGAGAUGUUCGACAAGGCCAGCCUCAAGCUGGGCCUGGACAAGGCCGUGCUGCAGGACAUCAACCGCAAGGGCAGCACCAACGGGGUGCAGCAGCUCUCAAAGAUGGAGGUCGAAGACUUGCUACGGAAAGGAGCAUACGGGGCUUUAAUGGACGAGGAAGAUGAAGGCUCCAAGUUCUGCGAGGAAGAUAUUGAUCAGAUCCUGCAGCGCAGAACCCAAACGAUCACUAUCCAGUCGGAGGGGAAGGGUUCCACCUUUGCCAAGGCCAGCUUUGUCGCUUCAGGGAACAGAACUGACAUUUCCUUGGAUGACCCCAACUUCUGGCAGAAGUGGGCUAAGAUAGCAGAGCUGGACACGGACGCAAAGAACGAAAAGGAGAGCUUAGUGAUCGACAGGCCCCGUGUCCGCAAGCAGACCAAGCACUACAACUCCUUCGAGGAGGAUGAGCUGAUGGAGUUCUCGGAGCUGGACAGUGACUCCGACGAGCGGCCCACGCGCUCGCGGCGCCUCAAUGAGAAGACGCGGCGCUACCUGCGGGCUGAGUGCUUCCGCGUGGAGAAGAACUUGCUCAUAUUCGGCUGGGGGCGCUGGAAGGAUAUCCUGACCCACGGACGGUUCAAGUGGCACCUGAACGAGAAGGACAUGGAGAUGAUUUGCCGGGCCCUCCUGGUCUAUUGCGUCAAACACUACAAGGGAGAUGAGAAGAUUAAGAGUUUUAUAUGGGAUCUGAUCACUCCGACGAAGGACGGCCAGAACCAGGCCCUGCAAAAUCACUCAGGGCUGUCGGCCCCAGUGCCCAGGGGCAGGAAGGGGAAGAAGACGAAGAACCAGAUGCUGCUGCCUGAGAUAAAGAACGCAGACUGGCUGGCCAGCUGCAACCCUGAUAUAGUCCUGCAUGAUGACAGCUACAAGAAGCACCUGAAACAGCACUGCAACAAGGUGCUGCUGCGGGUGCGAAUGCUCUACUACCUGAAAGCUGAAGUGCUGGGAGAGGUGGCUGACAAAGCCUUCGAAGGGACCCCGGCCAGGGAGCUGGACGUGCUGUUGCCGGAUAUCGACUAUGUGGAGAUCCCAGUGGACUGGUGGAAUGCAGAGGCUGAUAAAUCGCUGCUUAUUGGAGUUUUCAAACACGGUUAUGAGAGGUACAACGCCAUGCGAGCAGACCCGGCACUAUGCUUCCUGGAGAAGGUGGGCAUGCCAGACGAGAAGCUGCUGUCUGCGGAGCAGGGCGUCAAUGAUGGGGCACAGGAUGCUGCAGAAAGAGGAAACGUUGAGAAAGAAGAGAACAGUGGAGACAGAAUCGAGGGGCUGCCACAGCAGGAGGACUCUGGGAAUUUGUGUGGAGAAGCUGCUGAGAAGCAGGAUGACAAUGUGGCAGCCCAGGAUGGCUCCGACUCAGAAAGAUCCUGCUGGCCUGUCUCGUCCGCCCUCACAGCCAGACUGCGGCGGCUCGUCACCGUUUACCAGCGUUGCAACCGCAAGGAGCUGCCCCCCCGAGCCGAGAUGCUUGUGCCCAGUAACCAUGGCUACUGGCUGCAAGAGGAGAUGUUCAGGAGAGCUGCUGAGUUGGACCCGGUGAACAAGGAAAUGCAGAAAAGAUGGACGAGAAGGGAGCAGGCAGAUUUCUACCGCACUGUCUCCUCCUUCGGGGUCAUCUAUGACCAGGAGAGGAAGGCCUUUGAUUGGACCCAGUUCCGAGCCAUUUCCCGCUUGGAGAAGAAGACAGACGAGAGCCUGGAGAAAUACUUCUACAGCUUUGUGGCCAUGUGCAGGAAUGUCUGCCGUCUCCCCCUGUGGAAAGAGGACGCAGGUCCACCUGAUCCCAGCAUCUACGUUGAGCCAAUCACAGAGGAGCGUGCUGCAAGAACGCUGUACCGGAUUGAACUUCUAAGGAAGGUCCGGGAGCAAGUGCUCAAGUACCCGCAGCUCCAUGAGCGGCUCACGCUGUGCAGGCCCAGCCUGUACCUUCCUGUCUGGUGGGAGUGUGGCAAGCAUGACCGGGACCUGCUGCUUGGAACAGCCAAGCAUGGACUGAACCGCACUGACUACUACAUCAUGAACGAUCCUGAGCUGUCAUUUUUGGACGCAUAUAGAAACUAUGCUCAGCACAAAAGAGCAGGUGCCCAAGGCCCAGAAAACCUGUGCUGCCUCCAUCAGAUGAACUCCAAACUCUAUGGCUCCCCUUCAUACUGCCAGAUGGAAAGGACCUGUGAGUCCCUGGAGAACGAAGCUGAGAGCCAGAUCAAGCUCGAAAACCUGGAGGAUGCGCUCUCCCGAGCAGAGGGCAGCCCCCAGGACAUGAGCUGCGACACGUUCCUGUCGACAGUGCGGGACAUCAUUUCCAUGAACUGUGAUGAGAGCUCCUUGCCGGACUCUCUGAUGUGCAUGAUGUAUGAGGAGAAGGCGUGCCCCAGUGAGCACAGCUCUCUCGCCCAUGACAGCCCCAGCUGUACACAUGUCAGCAACAGUGCUGCCAAAUUUGCUGAGGGCAAACUAGAUGGGGAUGAGGACCCUUCCAGCUGUGAGGCUGAGGCCAUCAGAGAGACCUCCUUCCUGGAGAGCUUGCAGAUGGGCUGUGACCAAAUGGAUAGUCCCAAUGAAGGUGGGGAGCCUUGGCCCUCAGCCCCAGCCAGCCAGCCCUCCAGGAGUGUCUCCACCGAGAUCAGUGAUGCUUUGCAGCGGGCCAAUCCAGGGCCUGGGUCACCUGUGCUCGCCAGUACGGAGGGGGUGAUCAGCCUAGGCCUGUAUGGGCCCAGUCUCCAUAACUUGGAGAUAAAGAUCCCACCGGAGCAGAGGUUCAUGGGCCUGUUACACAAGAAAGGCUUGGAGGAUAAAUCGGUGCCAAGUCAGAGCCACAGCGAGGAGGAGGAGGAGGAGAAUUCUGAGAUGGCAGCAGAUGCUGUAGAAGGAUUGAGGGGCACCCCAGAGGCCAGGACUGAAGGGAACCCCAAAGCUAACACACUAGCGGGGGAGGAAUCUGGUUCCAGCCUUCCUGCUCCCAAGAACACUUGCCCAGGAGUGAAUGGUGAGGCAGAGCUUUCAGGACAGGUGGCAUUGCAGUGUAACAGUGGGGCAGGGGAUGGGGAGGCCAACCACAAGAGCGCUGCAGAGCAUUUGCCAGACUGGCCGAACAGCCUCCCCCCAGCACCUAGCCCAGCUGCAGCUGCUCAGCCGGAGCUCCCAAAGGCUGGGUCCGUCAGCAUGGGAGGGGAGCACUGGGAAGCUGGCUCUGCUGCGCAGAUGGGGAGCAGCACGGCCUGGCACCUGGAAGAGCACAAGCCAAAGCAGGAAGACGAUGAAUGUGAGAACAAAGAUGAGGAAGAGAAAGAGGGCACUGGCCAGAGCCGAGAUUGUCCAGAGAAGUAUUUGGAAGAGGAGAGCAAGAGCUCUCCCUGUGCCCAGGUUGGAGAGAUGGACGAGCUGCAGGAUUCCCGUGCACCCACCAUUGCCCAGCUGCUGCAGGAGAAGACGCUCUACUCCUUCUCAGAGUGGCCUAAGGACCGAGUGAUCAUUAACCGCAUAGAUAAUAUCUGUCACGCCAUCUUAAAGGGCAAGUGGCCCUCUUCUAGCCAGCAGUUUGAAACACAAACCCUGAUGCCCACAUCAGGGUUAGCCAGCAACGCAGGCACUAGGAACAGCUUUGCCGAGCCAGAAGCCCCGGACCCCAGCUUCAACAACGGAGUGUUAGUUGCACAAGUACAAAAGGAAAGCUUCCUGGCUCCUGCCUUUACGAAGGAUGAACGAAAGCACAGGCAGCCCUAUGAGUUUGAGCUGGAGAGAGACGCCAAACCUAGAAGCCUCGAACAGUUAGCUGCAUCACACUCCCGUCCACCUGUAGUGCUGAAUGGCUGGCGGGACUCGGCAGGGAACCUGGCCAGAGCAUCUGAUGGAUCCCCAGGAAACCCCACUCCUUUCCCCCUGAACAGUAACCUGCCCAAGUUAGGGACAGUGCACUCCCUGCAGGGGUCCCUGGGCAUGGACUUGUCCGGCAUCCUCCAGGCAGGGCUAAUCCAUCCUGUCACAGGGCAGAUUGUCAAUGGAAGCCUCCGGAGAGAUGAUGCUGCCAUGAGGAGACGACGGGGCAGGAGAAAAAAUGUGGAAGGGAUGGACCUUAUCUUCUUGAAGGAGAGGAGCCUUCAAACCGGGCUGCAGGAUGUUCAGGAAGAUCAGACCCAGCCUGCACAGAGCAGCCCGCACCCGGACGGGCUGGUCACCGCUACCUCAACUCCGCAUACUGUCACAGCCGCAAGCAUCCGGACAGAGAAGGCUGUUCCAAACAAGAGUCUCCUGGACUGGCUAAGACAGCAGUCGGACUACACACUCGAUGUCCCUGGCUUCAGCACAAGUUUUUCAGACAAGCCCAAGCAGAGGAGGCAGCGCUGCAAGGACCCCAGCAAACUGGACAUAAACUCACUCACAGGAGAGGAGCGGGUGCCUGUGGUCCAUAAGGGUACAGGACGGAGGUUAGGGGGAGCCAUGGCACCAGCAUUGAAGGAAUUGCCAAGGUGGCUUGAUGCAAACUUGGAGUAUGCUGUUGCAGCAGACUGGGCUGACAUUGUUAAGCUUUCAGGAUUCCUCCCAGAAAGCAAGUUCAAUCGUAUCCUAACUGAGCCUGUGCUCCGGGACACCGGGCCCCGUCGAAGAGGGAGGAGGCCAAGAAGUGAACUUAUUAAAGCCCCUGGCGUCGUAUCGGAUUCUUCUUCUGGAAUGGGACCGUUAUUCAUGAAUGGACUUAUUGCUGGAAUGGAUCUAGUGGGACUUCAGAACAUGAGAAACAUGCAAGGCAUCCCUUUAACUGGGCUGGUUGGGUUUCCUGCUGGAUUUGCAGCAGUGCCUGCUGGUGAGGAUGUCAAAAGCACCCUAAGUAUGUUGCCUAUGAUGCUGCCAGGCAUGGCUACUGUACCACAGAUGUUUGGUGUAGGAGGACUUCUAAACCCACCAAUGACAACUACUUGUACUUCAACUGCUCCAGCUUCAUUAACAAGCACAACUAAAAGUGGUACAUCAAAUACGGAAAAAGCUACUGAGGACAAACAAAGUAGCCAGGAUGUGAAAAAUGAACCUCUGUCUGAAGACAAACCUGGUCCUAGUUCAUUUUCUGAUCAGACAGAAUCUGCAAUAACUACCAGUAGUCCUGUUGCUUUUAAUCCAUUUCUUAUCCCAGGAAUGUCCCCUGGACUGCUCUAUCCAUCUAUGUUUCUUUCCCCUGGUAUUGGCAUGACAUUGCCAGGCAUACAACAAACCAGACACUCUGAGGCAACAAAUCUAGAAAGCCAGAAGCGGAAGAGAAAGAAAGCUAAAGGGGAACCAACAAAUCCAGAACCAGAAACUGUCUCGCUGUCUGAAAAAGAAGCUGCAAACAGUCAAAACUGUACAGAGCAAACCCAAUCUCUGUCAUCAGAGAAAGAACAUGACAUACAAGCAGAAGAGAAGGAGUUAAAAGAAAUUAACAAUACCAAUUAGAAUUUUUGUUUCAUUAAGAAAAAAGAUUGUGGCUUGUAAGUUUCUUAUCCCAUAAAUAUUUGUUACUUACCCUCCUGCCCCCUCUUCACCUUCAUAAAACCUGUGUUUCCAUGAGUAAUAUUAUCUACCUAAUUCCCUGUAAGAAAACUAUGGUGACAUAUUAUAUGUUAAUAGUUGCAGGGUCUUGCCACUUUAUUAGAUAAACAGUGUUGUCUAGUUAGUAUGGGAGGCACAGAAUUCUUCUUCUGUUAUCCAGUUGUUCAUCCCAACCAACAAUAGUAAAUCCAGCACUUGGUCACCCCCAAAAUUGCUCAUUUAUCUGGGGAAAAAUUAAAAAGCAAAACCGGAGCAAAAGAAAGUACUUUCAUCUCUUGAUCUCAAUGCAGACAAGGGUAUUUCUUUUUACAGUGACACUGAAUGAAUAAAACUGUAUUUUGGGGUAAAAAGCACAGCUAUAGUAAGUGCUACUGUGUAUUUUUGAUUUAAAGUAUUUCCCUAUUUUAUCAUGGUUACUAGAAUAGUAGUAUAGACAGAAGUAUAUAACUAAUGAUUGAAAAUGCAUAUAUUCAUUUCUUUUAAAAAAAGCAUAACUGGUAGUGAUAUAAUUUCCUCCCCUUUCACUCCUUGGAGUUUUGGAGACAAACUGCAGUAAGUGAAAAGAUUAUGUAGACUUUAUUUUAUAUUUUUUUAAAACCAAAGUUUUUUACAUUUAGUGGACUUUCAGUUGCCCUUUCCUUGUUAGUUACAAGAACUUUUCCAGCUUGUGCUGAAAAGGUUUUGCACAUCCUGCAUGUAUUUCAUUGAGUUUCUUGUACCUAAAGCUACCAGUUACUUCACCGAUCUGGUAGUAUUCAGUUCUCAUCUAUGGCAUCAGAAGUUCUGUAAAGAGUUGUUUUUCCAACAAUGAACAGGCCACUCAUAUAAUGCUCUUAUAUGAAUACUGAGGCUUUUGAGUUUUAAAUUUUUUUUACAGUUCUCCACCCCGCCCCAUAAAUGACAUCUUUUCUGAAAACAAAAACAAAAUAAACAGAAAGCUGUUGGGCUGGCUUUACAAUUGUGAGUCCUUUGAGAAGGACUGUUGAGGUUUUCAAAGCUUGUGUUUAUCUUCCUUUUCUAGGGUUAGACUGUGAAGAGAUUAUUUUUGCUUCUUCUUUCCAUUCCUCUUUGUUCUAUUUGCUGUUGAACAGUGUUCCCAGCAGUCCCGUUGGCAAAUUAUUCUACAGUAUGCAUUUUAAAUUCACAAGUUUUUAAUGUGAUCAGUCCCCCAAACUCUGUGUCUUGAGACACCUCCACAGGUAAACUCCAUGUAGUCCUCGCUCCUCACUGCUCCUGUUUAGUUUUUCUUUCACUUGGGCUUGUUCUAAUUUGCAGCUCAUGGUUUGAGACUUGAAAUAAACACUUAGUGGUGCAGCAGUGAAAUGACAGACUGUUUGAGGGAGCUGAAGUGUGCUAGUAAUCAGUUUUGCAUUUGAUUGUCACCAUUUACUGUAUUUUUUACUUAUUUUCUGUUACAGUUUUCCUAAUUUAUCAGAUGGUCCAAAUGUUUUGACAUAACUAUUUCAGUUUGCAUUAUUUAUUUAUGAUGCUUUUUGUCAUUGUCUUUUAUACAUUUGGGAUUAUAAAUUAUGUACAUGUUACAAUUAGCAUCUCAAAGAAGUCUGUUACCCAUGACCUACAAAUUUAUAUUUUCAAGGAAUUUAUUCCCACUUUAUUGAAUUGGAUGUGAUUUUUUAAAGAAAAUUAUGUAACUGAUCAUAAUGCAAAAAAAUCAGAUCAUUAAAUGUGUUCUAUUUAAUAACACCCUUGUAGCAUAGAUACUGUAUCAUUAUCGACAGAUUUCUUAGAAAUGCUGCUAUCUCUAUUUAACUAACAGUUUGUUCAGUUUUGCCUCCAGUGGAAGCAGAAAGGGUUUUUUCAGCUGUUAAAUCCAAAAUCAAUAUAAUUUAUUUAUGUAAAAAAAUUACUUGAUUGAUAUAUUUUUGAACCUUUUAAGUACUAACUUUCUUUUUACUCAGUAGAACAUGUACUUGCCCUAAAUCCUUAAAAUACAAAUGCUAUAAAACUUCA
Molecule: messenger RNA, 10351 nt
Organism: Caretta caretta (loggerhead turtle)
Lineage: Eukaryota; Metazoa; Chordata; Testudines; Cheloniidae
Gene: CHD6
Product: chromodomain helicase DNA binding protein 6
Molecular function (GO): protein binding; ATP binding
Source: RefSeq, a predicted model, not a curated record